This is a messenger RNA of Rubroshorea leprosula, 150 nucleotides long. Lineage: Eukaryota; Viridiplantae; Streptophyta; Magnoliopsida; Malvales; Dipterocarpaceae. The record is from the annotation of a GenBank genome assembly.
UUGCUGCUAUCACAACUGUUCCGAAAAUCAGCAGCAAUUUCGGCGGAGGAAGUGAGAUUUAUGUGAAAAGCAGAGGAAAUUAAGAACAGAAAGAGUAUUGAAAAUCCCAUUUUUGCCUAAAAAAGGAGUAAAUAUAUUUUACUCUGUUCA